This is a messenger RNA of Phalaenopsis equestris, 925 nucleotides long. RefSeq names its product zinc finger protein AZF3-like. Bases 122 to 706 code for a protein of 194 amino acids. Gene Ontology annotation, molecular function: DNA-binding transcription factor activity. The transcript has a single exon. The record is from RefSeq and is a predicted model, not a curated record. NCBI's taxonomy places the organism in Eukaryota, Viridiplantae, Streptophyta, Magnoliopsida, Asparagales, Orchidaceae.
CGCUCGUAACUUCUCCCCCAUCACCGCUUUAAUAAUCUCACCGCCACGCUUUCCGCACACAACUUCUCCUUCUCUAUAUAAGCCCUAUCCCCCUCUCUCUCUCCCUCAUUCCACAUCCCUCAUGGCCAUAGACACACAGCAAACCUCGCCGGCUGCAGAUCCGAUCUCCCACCACUCCCAGCUACCACCAAUGGAGGGCUUCGGUGGUUCCCAAUCGGAGGAGGAAUACCUCGCUCUAUGCCUUCUCUCGCUCGCCCGUCACGGAUCCCCUGCUUUCUCUCAUACCCCGCCCCCAACUCUCGAUCACAAGUGCUCCCUUUGUGCUAAAGCUUUCGCGUCCUACCAAGCCCUGGGCGGCCACAUGACCAGCCACCGGAAACCGAUCGGCGACAAUCGGCUCUUCUCCGGAUCGCAGCCCGCUGCAUCGUCGUCUUCUGAUGGUGCCAAGGGGCAUCAAUGUCUGAUCUGUUGGAAAACAUUCGCGACCGGACAGGCGCUUGGCGGGCACAAGCGUCGCCACUUUGAUGGCACGAUUGGAAGCGCGGUCGGUAAGGGAUCAGCGGCGGCGAGCGGAAGGUUUCGUGGAUUUGAUUUGAAUCUGCCGCCGGUCAUGGAUUUGGAGAGGCAAUGUUGGGGUUUAGAAGAUGAGGACAAGGAGCAGAGCCCUAAUUCGGUGAAGAGACCUCGCCUUCUUAUUACUGCUUAGCCCUCUAUGGGCUUCAAAACUGUGCAGAAGCUUUCAUUGAUUUGUUGUUUUGUGUUGUGUUGUUUUUAUUUUAACUUUUAAUGUACAUAAGAUAUAUGUUAUUAUACUUUUAAUUUGAUUUAUAAAAAUGUGAGUUUUAGGCAACGUGUUUAUUGUUGAGCGAGUUUUGUAAGUAAACUUUCAGUCAAUUUUAGAAAAAAUUAUUGCAUACGGACACUU